Molecule: messenger RNA, 1153 nt
Organism: Meloidogyne enterolobii
Lineage: Eukaryota; Metazoa; Nematoda; Chromadorea; Rhabditida; Meloidogynidae
Source: the annotation of a GenBank genome assembly
AAAAAAUAUUCUUUCUUUAAAAUUGGUAAUGAAAAUAAUAAUUAUUUUUGGGAUAUUUAUCCAUUUUUUUGCUUAUUUUUCAAUUGCUGAUGAAGAAUUUGUUCAUCCAGGAUUAUUACAUACUAACGAAGAUUUUGAGAGAAUUAAAAAGAAAAUAGAAUUAAAAGAGGAACCGUGGCUAUCUGCUUGGAAACAAUUUAAUACAAGUAGAUUUGCUCGUCUAAAUUAUUCUCCUCACCCUCAAAAAAUAGUUUAUCGAGGCAUUGGAUACCCCGAAAAUUACAUAACUUUGUGUCAAGAUAUUGCUGCAGCUUAUUGCGCUGCUAUAAAUUGGAAAAUAACAGGAAAUACAAGUUAUGCUGAUAAAUCUGUUGAAAUAAUGAAUGCAUGGUCAUCAACAUUAACAUCUAUACAAGGAAAUAAUGAUAUAGCGUUGGCAGGUGGUAUAUAUGGUUCCCAUUUUGCUAAUGUUGGGGAAAUAAUGCGUUCAUAUAAGGGUUGGAAAGCUGAAGAUUUUAAUAAAUUUAAGGGAAUGAUGGCAAAUAUUUUCUUUAAUGCUGGCUGGGGAUUAAUAUCCGGUAAUCAACCAACAAGUGGAAGUAAACGUUUUUAUUAUUCGAGCUGGGAUUUGGCUCAAAUUGGAAUGGCAAUUGCUGUUGGGGUAUUAACUGAUAAUAGAACAAUGUUCAAUGAAGCUAUUAGAGUCUACAAAAGUGAUUGGUAUUGGGGUGCAAGUUCUCAAUUUAUUUAUUAUCUCCAUCCUGGGUAUUUUGGACAAACACAGGAAGCGGGACGAGAUCAAGGACAUAAUACAUUAAGUAUUGGGUUGGGUGGUAUUCUUUGCGAAAUGGCUUGGAAUCAGCAUGUUGAUUUGUAUGGAUGGGAUAAUAAUCGGUUUUUGGCUGGGGCUGAAUAUACAGCUAAAGUCAAUUACAACUUUAAUGGAUCUGGUUUUGCCGAUGUUCCUUAUAUUACUUAUGGUAACUCUUACGGAGAUGGUGUUGUACAAACAAUGUUAGGACCAGGAAAACCCAACAAUCGCCAAAUCUGGUCACUUAUCUAUAAUCAUUAUGAAAACAGAAAGGGUAUUUCUGCAUCUUGGUCAAAGAAAUAUGCUAUAGCAUUGCGCCCAGAAAGUAAGCAAAAUAAUUAA